Molecule: messenger RNA, 909 nt
Organism: Blepharisma stoltei
Lineage: Eukaryota; Ciliophora; Heterotrichea; Heterotrichida; Blepharismidae
Source: the annotation of a GenBank genome assembly
AUGAUAACUAAAGUAUUCAGACGAUUUAGUCUUCUCAGUGAUCGCUAUGCACAGACAAUUUUUAAAGCAGCUGGAGAACAUGGAGAAAUUGAGAAGGUUUCAGAAGAUAUGAAGUUUAUCACUGAACUCCACAAUACAUCCCCUGAAUUCAAAGCAAUUCUUGUUGACCCAACCAUAAAGAAAACUAAAGUCAAUGAAAUCUUACUCAUUAUCAUAUAGAAAAAGAUUUUUUUUUUUAUAUAUUUUAUUUAAGAAUUAUUUAUGGGUUUAUUCGAGAUUCUUUUAUAGCAAGGUUAGAAGAACUCGGAGACAAAGCUAAUUUCACUGAUACCACUAAAUCUCCCUUCCGCUAAAUUGGAACAAAUAUCAGUAAAGUUUCCAUUUUGGCAGGAAUUACUGUGACAUUUUUCAUUUUUCACGGCAAAAUAAAUUUUAUUUAAAUAACUCCUGCACCAACUUGACGCAGCAAAAAUCUAAUUAGCAUAUAAUUAUUCUAUUUCAAAUAGUUACGUAAGCAGAAUUUAUUUACACAAACUUUGCAUCUUUUAUUUCAUAAACAAUUUCUUUUUAAAUAAAGGUAGUAAGAAGCUCAUCCAACUUUUACUAGUCAGCAAGCGUCUAUUUGAAAUCCCAGAUAUCGCAAAAAGCUUUGAGAACCAAUUAAAAGAAAGAGAGAAAAAGGAAACAGUCAAAGUAGUAUCAGCCACUCCUUUAUCUGACACUGAAAAGCUUGAUGUCCAAAAAGCUUUACAAGAUCACGAUAAGACAAAGAAAUACGAGCUUAGUUAUGAUGUUGACCCAAGCAUCCUUGGUGGGCUUCAGCUUUAUUAUCCUACUGCUUUCAUGGACUUGUCUCUGAGAUCAAGAUUAGCGAAGAUCAAAGAAGAAGUCGGCAACUUGGCCGUCUAG